Molecule: messenger RNA, 6197 nt
Organism: Dunckerocampus dactyliophorus (ringed pipefish)
Lineage: Eukaryota; Metazoa; Chordata; Actinopteri; Syngnathiformes; Syngnathidae
Product: ADP-ribosylation factor-like protein 6
Exons: 7
Coding region: 141-983 (280 amino acids)
Biological process (GO): protein localization to cilium; vesicle-mediated transport; cilium assembly
Cellular component (GO): axoneme; cytoplasm
Molecular function (GO): GTPase activity; GTP binding
Source: RefSeq, a predicted model, not a curated record
CAUCUUGUUACAGUGUUUACUCCAAACACAGGGAGCAAGCACACUGUCUUCGGUGGCAUAUUUUAAUAAAACCGAGCAUGUUUUAUUUCUAGUAAUCAGAACAUUUAUGGGGUGACAAGUAGUAGUAUUCAUCAGGUUUAAUGGGGCUGCUAGAUAAACUGUCAGGCUGGCUUGGCCUGAGGAAGAAAGAAGUCAAUGUUUUAUGUUUGGGGCUGGACAACAGCGGCAAAACUACCAUCAUCAACCAGCUGAAGCCAGCCAAUAAUUCAAAUCUUUUAGGCCCAUUCUCAGAGGAGUGGAAACAUGUUAGUCAGACACAGGCACAAGAAAUCGUCCCAACGAUUGGAUUCAACAUUGAAAAGUUCAAGAGCUCAAGCCUUUCCUUCACAGUAUUUGACAUGUCCGGCCAGAGCAGAUACAGAAAUCUGUGGGAACACUAUUAUAAAGAAAGCCAUGCCAUUAUAUUUGUCAUUGACAGCAGUGACAAACUGAGGAUGGUUGUUGCCAAAGAGGAGCUUGAUACUCUUCUCAAACAUGGAGAUAUGUGCAGUAAGAAGCUGCCUGUGUUGUUCUUUGCAAACAAGAUGGAUCUACGAGACGCCAUGUCUUCCGUCAAGGUCUCCCAGAUGUUGUGUUUGGAGAAUAUCAAAGACAAACCAUGGCACAUCUGUGCCAGCAAUGCGAUAGAGGGAGAGGGCCUGCAGGAGGGAAUGGAAUGGCUUCAAGGUAAUGUAGUUCCCUUAAUCAUGCUUACUAGGCUAAAAGAUACUACUACUAGUAUUAGUUUUAUUUUAAUCGAUAAUGUCAUCUGGAUCUUUUUUCCAACACAUAGAACAAAUUGCACAGUAAGUAUCACCGUAGUGUAUUGUGUUGAAUUGUGCAGUGAUUGUUGUAUUGUAUGUGGUAUAGUGUGCAUUGCAAAAAAAAAAAUCUAUAUGCAUGUGUGCUACACUAUGACAAAUAACACAAGUUACCCAAAUUAAGAUCUUCCCUCACCUGUCUGGUAGAUUAUUUAAUAUGUGUCUUGCAAAAAUUGAAACCACAAGCCAAAAUACUGUAUUUCCUCAUAUAAUGGCCUCCUCUCUAAUUGACACGAUGCCCGAUAUAGUCGCCGGGUGUAUCUUUCACUUAAACAAAUGAACGCUUCACCCCAAACAGAUGCUCCUUUUGUCCCUUCAGGAAAAAAAUAACAGGUAGUGGCUCUAGGUUGGAGUAGUUACCUCUACUAUGACAUCUGAAUGCACCACGUUUCACUUUUAAUGCAGCUCACACUGCCUGCAACACAGACGCCGCACCUGUAAAGCUGAAAUUCACAGUGCUUUACGUGCAGCUGCAAAGACAAGGGUGUAUUUCACAUUUUAAGAAUAACUAAAAAAAAUUGUGUUUGCAAAGAACAAGAGAAUGGUCUAAUGUGACAAGAAGAGAGAGUGCCUCACAAAACUGGGGAGAAAGCAAGUUCGUGAGAAGUUUGAGCUCUUUUAGGGUGCAUUGACACUAACCAAUAUAAACCGUGCUUGGCUAUUAAAAAGUCUCGAUUGUUUGACUAGUGUCAGCAAUGCAUACGCCUAGCCUUUUUUUUAACACCGGGGUGAGGGAAAUAUGUAAUUUUUCAAAAUAUCUGCUUUAGUGCGGAGACAGCCUGAGAUAUCAGUCUCCUUGCAUAUAAAAAUGAACUAGAACCACUCAAAAUAAGCCAAAAAGUCAGAAAGUUGUAGAAAUGCCAUGAAGUGAUAAUGUACAAAAAGUAUUCUUGGGUAACAUAUGAUUGUAGCACAGUGUGAGUACCAGUUGAGAAAAUGAUCAUAAGCUUUGCAUUAUAUACAGUACUAUUUUAAGACUCUACCCCCAAAUACACGCCUAGUCAUCUCCGCAGUUGAGUAAAACAAUCUCCGCCCACUUCUGAGGAAACGCAGUAGAAUAUAUUAGAGCGAUGCAAGUCGCAAGUAAUCACAAGCAUAAUAUGGCAAAAAAUACUAUGGCCUAUGACUAUUAUAUUUACAUUGGUAAAAUUGUCAAGGUUUGUUUCUGUCCUGAGUUAGCUGACUGAUGUUUUUUUCCCUGACCAGGUCAUAUCAAAACAAUGACAACAUGAAUGAAUGAAAUGCCCGUGACCAAGGGCUGUUGGAUGCCCUAACGUCAUCUAGGGAUUGUAUCAAGCUUUAUGUUAUAGGGCCUUAAAAGCAAAUAUCUAAUACAGGGGUCACCAACGUUUUUCCUUGUGAGAGCUACUUUUACAAAAUGAAAAUGGCCAAGAGCUACUCAUUUUUGUAACAUUUAUUUUCAGAGCUUAUUUUAAACCAACAAACAAAGCGAAUAUGCUUGUUUUACCAGAACAUUAACAAAAUGCUGGUGUCCACAACUCACAUUUUGUAUUUCAGAAUGCAUUUCUUUCUACUGUUCUUUCAUUAUUAACUAAAAACCUGAAUGAAAAGCAGGCUUGCGGGCACCUCAUGUGUUCGUGGGGGCUACCUGGUGCCCGCGGGCACCACGUUGGUGACCCCUGAUCUAAUAGGUUUAGAGUUUGGUAUUUUCUUUACAUGCUUCAUUCAAUUUACAGUAUUUUUUGUAAUAUUCCAUCAGCCAUGGUUACAUCACAAAACAUCCGCAAAAAGAGUUGUUUUUUUAUGCGGUGUGCUAACAUAACAUUCUUACGUGUAUGACAUUAUGGAUGACACUGAAGAACAGUUGUACGUAUGUAAAAAUCUUACCACAUGUGUACCAUUUCAGUAUUUGUGAGCAUGUUUUUUUCCAUUCAUUUUGACUUUGCAUGCAUAUGACUUUGACUUUUCUAUACACUAAAUAAUGUUUUAUGAUAGAAUACAAUAAAAGCUUGGUACAGAAUUUAAUGAUUGCAUAGUUUUUUUCCCCCUAGGAGGUCAGUCCAUCAUGCAACUUGGAAUUCCGAACGUUCUGACCAAAUUUGUGUGUAAAACAAAACCAUAGAGUACUGUAACUAUACAUCAAUCUGAAUAAACAUCAACACAACACAAAAACAGUGUAUUACAAUUACAAUUACAACAAAAAUUUGCUGUAAAUAAAUAGCUGUCCACAAACUUUCUUUUUAAAUAUGUGUUACAUAUUAAAUAGUAUUGAAAGGCUGGCUUCAUGCCAAGUAAUAAAAUAAAUUAAUUGAUAAAAUUGAACAUUUGCUAUGCUGUUCCAUUUCUCUCUGGCUUUAUCAUACAUAAAUGACACUUUUUUCUUGUUGUGCUCCUCAAGUCGAUUUGCAUCGCUCCUAUUUAAGCAACAUGUGGAGGAAUUUUGCAUGAAAUGUAGCAUUGGAGUGCAGGAGGAGACACAAGGUUCCGAAAGCAUCCCUGGCAUCAAGAUGGUUGCCUGGGAACACAUCGUGGCAUUAUUGACUUUUUGGUAGUGCAAUUGACAGAAGGUAGCUUAGUCAUGCCAGAAUGUCCUUAAGUGUUUGACCAUACAGUACAUCGAGGCGUGUUGCACCCAGUAUAUAAAUAUAACCAACACUGACCCCACUUACCUGCUACAUAAAACUCAUAAAACUCCCUGGUGACCUCCGAGAACAUGUUCUCCAGAUGAUGGAUGAAGAUGAACUUUUCAACAGCUGAGCGGAAGCCCAUGUGGAUCUGCUGGACCAGCUUCACCGCCCAAGUCAUUUCAUAGCCGUCCUUUUCACACACCUGAGGGACACACAAAAAUUAGCACACUAUAUUAUGAUUACAAAAGGGGCCAAUCCGACCGGAAAGGGGUUCCAAGACCAGCGUAAUUCACAUAUCGGAAAUUUCUGAAAUUUUCUGUGUUUUAAUGUCAGUUUGUUGUUGUUUGUCUAGCAAAUGUAGCUAGAAGAAUAUCAGCAAAAGUAGCCAAAAGAGUACCAGCGAAGGUAGCUGUCUCCACACAUGCACUGCAGUCGUCCUCCUCGCUCGUGCCGCACACACACACAUAAACACACACACAAGCACUCGGCAUCAUGUGUUCACAGCAACGCAAAUGCUUAACACGACACAAAACAUCCGCGUCGCUGCAAUAUCAUACUUGCCUGUAGAGAGGAGUUUAUUAAAGCCUCAUAUCAUAUCAACAAUAAUGGUAAUGUAAGUGAUUGUGACUUUAAGAGUGUUUGGUGUCCAACUGUGAAGCUGUGAACGCGUCACUUUAAGUGCUUAUGCGUGUGGACACAUCUGCGUUCGCUGAUAUUCUUCCAGCUUCAUUUGCUGUUAUUCUUUUGGCAUGGUUGAGUAUUAAAGCAAACAGGGCUCUGCUAUCUGAAUUCUAUCCGUAACGGCAGAUAUCCACAUUCUGGUAUCGGGAUCAGAAGUGUAUAAAAUGUGGAUCGAUGCUUCCGUAAUUAUAAUUUGCAUCAUGCUAUGUACAGUAUUUAUGUACACUUUAUGUUUACUUUAAACAAUGUUUAAUUUAAUUUGACCUCUAAAGAAUCAGUAAUUAGUAUUUAUUCCUUACAGUUAAGCCCCCAUCACACUAAGUACGAAUCAAGCAGAACCAGCCGGAAUUAAAACGUUUUAUAAAAUCCGCGCCAUAUUUGGGAGAGGAUUUGAACGCCGUUCAACUACUUAUCAGAAAUUUGAUGUUGGUGGCCGGUGGUAAGUUUGGUUCCUUUUUUUCUUGACGUUUCAGUGGCAGCUGGCUGCAUUUUUUUUUCAAAAUGGGAUCAGAAUGUUUGGACUGCUAUUUAAGAAUAUUUUCAAUACCGGAAUAAUAUUUAGAAUGCAGUCAGAGUGCAGUUAGAAUACCUUUAGAAUGCCGUUUGAUAUUGUUCCACUUCAAAUCUACCUCAAAAAGUUUUUAGCAUGCAAAAAACAUUCGGGCUGGCCACAAGAAUGGGUCCCAAUAUUUGGAAUGCACUCAGAAUGCAGUCAGAAUUUUUAGAAUGCACUUCAAAUAUCCAGAAAUAAACUAAUACAUUUUCAUUCUGAUGGCAUUCUGGCUCAUUCCGCCUCUAGUGUGACCAGGGGAACUACUUAAUAGGGGUGCAAUGACUCCUUGAAUCGAGUGCUUCCAUUAGAAAAAAUAAUCAAGGCUUUUUUUCUGCCUCGAAAAUUCACUUAUGUCACUAACGCGCUGACGUCACCCACGCAGAGGACAAAGGAGGAGCGGAUGUUUGAAGGCGCGGGAAGAUUGAAGAGGCGAGAGAACAAAAGAGAAGGAAAACGUAAAAAAACUGAGAGAAAAUGUGGCUAAACGGCAUGUUGAACACUGUGAUGUGUACCACAACAGCACAUCUUAUAUGUUGCAUCAUCUACUCACGAAUGGAGCGGAAGAUCGGCGAUAAGUAGGGCCCUAUGAUUUUUGCGUUAACGGAAUUGUGGACUGGGCCAAUAAAAACUACAUUUACUGUUAAACGCGGAAUCUCACGGAAAGUGAAAUAAUGUGAAGGAACGUUCAUGUGGGGAAGUAUUUUCGCACCGGACCGCUCAUUCAUGGCGGGAUCUCAUCAUAGUUACCCCCUCCCGAACUAAACUUGUCAAAACGGCCUCGCUUACGGAGCGUGACUGUGACUGUGUGUGUGCGACUCAGGCUGGGUGAGUGUUUUACACCGUGUUGUGUUUUACCGCUUUAAUGUAAGCUAGCGUUUUACAAUGCCCGUUAACGACCUGCAGGUUCAGUGUUAAAGGACAAGAGGCACAUUUAUUCUUCCACCCGGCUCGUCUUCUUUCAAAAAAAUUUUAACUGAACAAACGGAAUUUGGGAAAAAAUGAAACAGAUUUCAUAGGGCCCGAGACAAAAUAAAAUGAACGUAGCGCAAAUCAGUGAGAUUAAGGUUAAUGCUAGCUUUCGCUUCAUUAUGACUACUGUCGAACAUGUGGCAGUUUAUUACGAUGGUAACAUGACUUCAUACAGGGUAUAGUUCAUCUGCAAAAACACAGCGCUUUGAGUUAAAAAGAUGGAAAAUAAAAACAUUUUAGCUCACUAAUCAGUAGCUGUUCAUUUCUACCAGACAAUACUUUGUAAUAGAAUAAGGAAGUAGGUGUCUCACUCACUUCGUUGAGAGUAAUGUGUUCCACUACAGAAGGUGUCUUCACUUUACUUUGAACACUGCAAAAACUCUAAACUCUAAAUAUCUUAUAAAGAAUGUUUGUCUUAUUUCUAGUGAGCCUGUCUUGAGUUUAGGUUGUAUAAAUGCACAGCCAUCAACAUAAUGUAAGAUGUAAUUUUGUCUUAGUAAUGUCUUAGUAAAGUAAUGAUUAUUUUUCUCCUUGUCCAGUACAUAG